AUGGCUCUAGCUGACGAUGGCAAAGACGACGAUGCUGUUGGGCAGCUUGCCGCAGUCGAUGUGGAGAAGGCGGAGCUUGGAAGCACAACGGACGCAUCUACAGACGUGCCCCUAACCCACAACAAGCUCGACCAGAGCCGCUUCUCCAUCGCCAACGCGGUGAAUCUGUCUCUCGACGAUGUCGAGCCCACUGAUGUGCAGAUCCGGGGACUGACCAUUGCCGUCGAUACUUCUCCUUCAUGGCUGGACCCUUCUACCUAUCCCGAGCUGUUCUCUGCCAAGUUGAAGGCUGCACCACGCAUCAAGACACUCUUGCAUUCGGUUGAUGCUAGCUUGAAGCCCGGGACACUGACUGCCAUCAUAGGCGGCAGUGGUUCCGGCAAGACUACGCUGCUCAAUAAUCUCGCUGAGAGAGUUGUCAGCUCGAGACUCAGUCAACAGGGGCUCGCAACGUUUAAUGGCCGGGUGGGCGUGAACAGUGUUCGACAUGCCUAUGUGAUGCAGCAAGAUAUCCUAUUGCCGACUCUGACAGUUCGGGAGACGUUGAGAUACUCAGCUGACCUUCGACUCCCAUCCUCGACUAGUGCUGAAGACCGCGAGAGAGUCGUCGAGGAGGUCAUUCGUGAGCUAGGCCUCAAAGAAUGCGCAAACACUCGCAUAGGAAACAGCCAACACCGAGGAUGCUCCGGAGGCGAAAAGAGACGUGUGAGCAUUGGUGUUCAGCUCCUGGCAAACCCAUCCGUGCUCUUCCUCGACGAACCAACCACCGGCCUCGACGCAACGAGUGCGUUCCAGCUCGUACGAACUCUCAAAUCACUGGCGCAAAAGGGCAGAACCGUCAUCACCACAAUCCACCAGCCCCGAUCGGAAAUCUGGGACCUGUUCGACAACCUCGUCAUCUUGUCCAAGGGCAGUCCCGUCUUCUCAGGCCCCGUCUCGGAAUGCCUCCCCUGGUUCAAGGAGCUUGGAUACCAACUACCGCUGUUCGUCAACCCGGCAGAAUUCGUCAUCGACAUUGCUGCCGUGGACAAUCGCACCACUGAACUAGAAGAAGAAACCUCUACCCGCCUCGAGAGAUUGAAAGCGGCAUGGAAGAUUGAAAGCGAAAGUCGUUUUCCACCUAUACAGGACAUUGCUGUGAUGGGAAAACGCAAGAAGCGCUCGCAGGCGGCGACGCAUGCAGGCUUCUUCCGCCAAGUGCGAAUUCUAACAGACCGGACUCUGAAAGUCACAUACCGGGAUCCCCUCGGCAUGACGGCCUCUCUGGUGGAGGCUGUCAUAAUGGGAGUUGUGAUUGGGUACUUGUUUUUCAACCUUGGCCGUGAUCAGGCUGGCAUCCGAUCCCGCGAAGGUCUCCUCUACAUCGCAACCGGUCUUCAGGGCUACUUGAUUCUCAUGUUUGAAACGUAUCGCUUGACCAUCGACAUGCCAACAUUUGACCGCGAGUCAUCAGAGCACUGCGUCGAUGCUGUACCUUACAUCUUGUCCCGGCGCUUGGCUCGUCUCAUCACAGAAGAUUUUCCCGUGCCGUUCUUGUUUUCCCUCAUCCUGUAUUUCAUGGCUGGGUUCGAUCACAAUGCCGCAAAGUUCUUCACCUUUUUCAGUAUUGGCUUUGUCAACCAUUACGUUUGCGUCAUGUGUGCUUUCACAUGCGUAGUGGCGGUGAGGCACUUCCCAGGGGCGAGUUUGAUUGCCAAUUUUGCUUUUACAAUGCAGAGUUUAGCAUGCGGAAUGUUCAUACAGAGCAAUACUAUUCCGGUUUAUGUUCGAUGGCUGAAAUGGAUUACUUGGUCGUUUUAUACCUUUGGAGCCUACUGUGGAAAUGAGUUUCAAGGCAGCUUUUAUGACUGCCCUGAGUCGGGUGGCCCUUCAAACCCUGCCUGUCUUCAGUAUACUGGAGAGUUCAUCAUGUCUUCACUUGGUUUCCCCAGAAACUGGGUUGCCCGUCCUAUUGUCUGCCUUGCAUCCUUUGUCGUCUUUUUCUUCAUCUUGUCAGCCAUUGGGCUGCAUUAUAUCAAAGUCGAAAUGACCAUUGCUCGAUCGCGAGUUUCAGAUACAGAUUUGUCAGCCGGAAAAGAGAAGAUGACAGCACGAUCCAUCGCAGAAGUUCGAGCCAUCGAUGUUGAGCUGGAGAAUUUCUCUCUAGAUCUCGAUAAACGAGCCUUGAAUGGCAAGAAGUUGCCGCGAAAGAAUAUACUCAAGCCAAUCAAUGUGAAUUUUCAGGCUGGUACACUGAAUAUCAUCAUGGGGCCGUCUGGCAGUGGGAAAACAUCGCUGCUCAAUUCAAUGGCGCUGCGACUGCGCAACUCGAUUGGCACUCACUACCGCCCAUCUGGGAAAAUGUCCUUCAACGGUGCAGUUCCGUCCGCUUCGGUUGUUCGAUCGGUGUGCUCAUACGUCUGCCAAGACGACGAUGCUCUUCUGCCUUCGUUGACGGUUCGUGAGACACUGCGCUUUUCAGCUGCACUGCGGUUGCCAUCUUUUAUGAGCAAACAAGAAAAAUACCAACGCGCCGAAGAGGUGCUCAUGAAGAUGGGCUUGAAAGACUGUGCGGAUAAUAUGAUAGGCAAUGAUUUGGUCAAAGGCAUCUCGGGAGGAGAGAAGCGACGAGUAUCCAUUGCUGUGCAAGUCCUCACUGACCCUCGAGUACUUCUCCUUGACGAACCAACAUCUGGAUUGGACGCUUUCACCGCAAGCUCGAUAAUGGAAGUUCUUCAAGGCCUUGCGAAUGAAGGUAGAACGCUCAUCCUGACUAUUCAUCAACCUCGAUCGGACUUGUUCAGGCACUUUGGCAAUGUAUUGCUGCUUGCCCGUGGCGGCUCCCCAGCCUAUGCUGGUCCUGCCAAAGAUAUGCUUAAUUACUUUAGCAAACAGGGGUAUCAGUGUCCCCAGCAUUCAAAUCCAGCUGAUUUUGCCCUGGAUAUGAUUACCGUCGACCUGCAGCGAGAUGACAGAGAGGCAGAGAGCAGGGAGCGAGUGGGAAAACUCAUCGAGCACUGGAAGAAGCAUUCAUCCGAGGCAGACUCCGAACCUCGACGCAAAUCCUUCAACAAAGCCAACCUUUCAACGCCAGCAGAACUCGGCGCCCUCGUCCAUGAGCCGACUUCUCUCGCCACCGCCUUGCCUCUACUCCUACAUCGUGCCGCCAUUAACACGCGCCGCCAACCCCAGCUCAUCAUGGCCCGUACGAUGCAAGUGGUUGGAUUGGCCAUCAUCUUCGCCCUCUUCUUUGCGCCGUUGCACCACGACUACUAUGCCGUGCAGAACUGGAUGGGCUACAUACAGGAAGUCGGCGCCUUUUAUUUCGUCGGGAUGCUGCAGAAUGUGGCCAUCUAUCCAACCGAGCGAGAUGUCUUUUAUCGAGAAGACGACGACGGAGUAUAUGGCGUCGAUGCAUUCCUGCUCUCGUACACAAUCCUCGAGGUUCCCUUUGAGAUUCUCAGCUGCUUGGUUUUCGGCAUCCUGAUGUGUCUCGCCGUCGGCCUUCCCAGGACAGCAACCAUGUACUUUGUCUCAGUGUUUGGCUGUUUCGGCAUCGUCUCAUGCGGCGAAAGCCUCGGCAUCAUGUUCAACACCGUCGUCAGCCACAUCGGCUUUGCGGUCAACAUCAUGGGCAUGUUCCUCUCCAUUGCCAACGCCAUGGCCGGCAUCCUUUCCAUCGACGCUCCAAAGGCCUUCAAGGCGCUCAACUACCUCUCGCCGAUCCGGUAUUCGCUGCGCGCCAUCGCUCCCUACGCCCUGCGCAACGAGAAGUUCUACUGCAAGCCGGAGCAGCUACUCGCAGAUGGCACGUGUCCGAUUGAAACGGGUAAGCAGGUACUGCAGCUGUAUGAUUUCGACGACAAUCCGGUGGUGAAUGUGGCAGCUUUGGCGGGAUGUGUCGUUGUGUAUCGGCUGCUGGCCUGGCUUUUGUUGAAGUUGGCGAGGGCACGAUGGGGCAGCUCCAAGAAGUAG
This is a messenger RNA of Trichoderma atroviride IMI 206040, 3954 nucleotides long. NCBI's taxonomy places the organism in Eukaryota, Fungi, Ascomycota, Sordariomycetes, Hypocreales, Hypocreaceae. The record is from RefSeq and is a predicted model, not a curated record.